CCACACCCAAUCCUAACCUGCGCCUUGUCGAACUUUCGAGAAGCCCUUCAGCACCCCUAGAACUCUCUCGUCUCUCCCAGUCUCCUCACACCCUCAUUUACUUCAAGAACCCUCGUUCUGUGUACUUCCCAAUCGUUUUCUCUUCCUUAGGAAAUUAGGCAGACAUUUUAUCACAGAGUACCAAGAUCACCAUAACCCGUCACUUUCCAAUUCAUAAUUUGAGUGAUAAUGGCCGACGAAGCCAAAGCCAAAGGCAACGCGGCGUUCUCCGCCGGUAAGUUCAACGACGCCGUCAGCCAUUUUACUGAUGCCAUCAACUUAGCCCCCACCAACCACGUCCUCUACUCCAAUCGAUCUGCUGCCUAUGCUUCACUCAACAAAUUUUCUGAAGCCCUUUCCGAUGCGCAGAAGACCGUCGAGCUUAAGCCCGACUGGGGAAAGGGCUACUCGCGGCUGGGUGCGGCGUACAUGGGCCUGCACAACUACGGUGAUGCUGUUUCUGCAUACAAAAAGGGUAUCGAAAUUGAGCCCAAUAAUGAGGCCCUGAAGUCCGGGCUCGCUGAUGCGGAGGCGGCUCUGGCGCGGAGCUCCAGGCCACGGGCAGCGCCGGGAGCAAGCCCGUUUGGGGAGGCAUUUGGGCCAGAGAUGUGGGUCAGGCUAGCGAGCGACGCUUCUACCCGGGAGUUCCUUCAGCAGCCAGAUUUUGUGAAGAUGAUGCAGGAUAUUCAGAAGAGCCCGAAUAAUCUUAACUUGUAUCUCAAGGAUCAGAGAGUUAUGCAAGCUUUGGGCGUUCUGUUGAAUUUGAAGUUUCAAACGAGGGGAGCUGAGGAGGAUGCGGAGAUGCCAUCGGCAUCGGAUGGUGGGUCGCCAGAGAGGAAGAGGCCUGCUGCGGCGGAUGCUGAGCCAGUGAAGGAGGAGAAGAGGCCAGAAAAGGAGCCAGAGCCAGAGCCUGAACCGAUGGAUGUUCCCGAGGAGGAGAAGGAGAAAAAGGAGAGAAAAGCAAAGGCUCAGAAAGAGAAGGAAGCUGGGAAUGCUGCGUACAAGAAGAAGGAUUUUGAGACUGCAAUUCAGCAUUACUCUAAGGCAAUUGAGCUGGACGAUGAGGAUAUUUCAUUCCUCACUAACCGUGCUGCUGUUUACCUGGAGAUGGGCAAGUACGAGGACUGCAUUAAAGAUUGUGACAAAGCUGUUGAGAGGGGUAGAGAACUAAGAUCAGAUUUCAAGAUGAUAGCUAGAGCCUUGACAAGAAAAGGAACUGCAUUGGUGAAGAUGGCCAAGAGUUCGAAGGAUUAUGAGCCUGCCAUUGAAACUUUUCAGAAGGCGCUAACUGAGCAUCGCAACCCAGACACACUGAAGAAGCUCAAUGAUGCUGAGAAAGCCAAGAAAGAUCUGGAGCAACAGGAAUACUUUGAUCCACAAAUAGCUGAUGAGGAGCGUGAGAAAGGCAACCAGUACUUUAAAGAGCAGAAGUACCCUGAAGCAGUCAGGCACUAUACUGAAGCAAUAAAGAGGAAUCCAAAGGAUCCAAAGGCAUACAGCAAUAGGGCGGCUUGUUACACAAAACUUGGUGCAAUGCCUGAGGCCCUGAAAGAUGCCGAGAAAUGCCUCGAACUUGAUCCAACUUUUUCAAAAGGUUAUACUAGAAAGGGUGCUGUCCAAUUUUUCAUGAAAGAGUACGAGAAAGCAUUGGAAACAUACCAGGAGGGGUUGAAGCAUGAUCCUCAGAACCAGGAAUUGCUAGAUGGUGUCAGAAGAUGUGUAGAGCAGAUUAACAAGGCUAGUCGUGGAGAUUUGAGCCCUGAGGAAUUGAAAGAGAGACAGGCCAAGGCAAUGCAGGAUCCGGAAAUUCAAAACAUUCUAACAGAUCCUGUAAUGAGACAGGUCCUAGUUGACUUCCAGGAGAAUCCGCGUGCUGCACAGGACCAUAUGAAGAAUCCUCAAGUGAUGAACAAAAUACAGAAACUUGUCAGUGCUGGAAUUGUUCAAGUCAGAUAAGUAGAAUUGGGAACAUUGGAGGAUUCAUUAGAUCUGUGCCAGUGGCGAAAAUGACGUCAUGAGUGUCCUAGAAGUGAUGCAAAGUUUUGUGGUUGCAGUGAUGAAAAUCUUCGCUGGUGCUUAAGUUUAUGCACAUGCUUUGAACAAAGUCUUCAAGUUACAUUUUAAUGUGAAGUUUCUUCGAAGUUGUGUUAAUGAAGUCUAGCUUUGAGCCCUUUUUUUCUUUUUUUUCCUUUUCCGGACUUAAUUGUUUCUUUCCAACGACUCUUCAAAUUCUUGUGUUAUACUGAAGAUAUUUGUGGCAUCUA
This is a messenger RNA of Sesamum indicum (sesame), 2303 nucleotides long. Its product is annotated as hsp70-Hsp90 organizing protein 3. The record is from RefSeq and is a predicted model, not a curated record. Gene Ontology annotation, molecular function: Hsp90 protein binding. Lineage: Eukaryota; Viridiplantae; Streptophyta; Magnoliopsida; Lamiales; Pedaliaceae.